This is a messenger RNA of Hevea brasiliensis (rubber tree), 913 nucleotides long. Its product is annotated as CEN-like protein 2. Gene Ontology annotation, cellular component: nucleus; cytoplasm. The record is from RefSeq and is a predicted model, not a curated record. The transcript is spliced from 4 exons. Gene Ontology annotation, biological process: vegetative to reproductive phase transition of meristem; negative regulation of flower development. Lineage: Eukaryota; Viridiplantae; Streptophyta; Magnoliopsida; Malpighiales; Euphorbiaceae. The coding region runs from base 131 to 652 and encodes 173 amino acids.
AUAAAUAUGGGGGUCUGCUUCCACCCUCAUUGCCUUACAAGAAAGAUUGUCCACAAGAGCCAAAAACACAAGCAAAUUUAGCUUAUCUACAUCUACUCUCUCUCUCUCUAUAAUAUUUUUCUAAUCUCUCAUGGCCAAGACUUCAGACCCUCUGGUGGUUGGGGGGGUUAUUGGAGAUGUAAUUGAUUAUUUCAGCCCAACUGUGAAAAUGACAGUGACUUAUAACUGUAACAAGCAGGUUUAUAAUGGCCAUGAGCUUUUCCCUUCUGCUGUAACUCAGAAACCUAAGGUUGAGGUCCAGGGAGGUGAUAUGAGAUCCUUUUUCACUCUGGUCAUGACAGACCCAGAUGCACCUGGUCCCAGUGAUCCAUACCUGAGGGAGCACUUGCACUGGAUAGUGACAGACAUCCCGGGCACCACAGAUGCCACAUUUGGAAGAGAAAUGGUGAGCUACGAGAUGCCAAGGCCAAACAUAGGAAUCCAUAGGUUUGUGUUCCUUCUGUUCAAGCAGGAAAGAAGGCAAACGGUGUCCACACCAAGCUCAAGGGAUAAGUUUAACACAAGAAAAUUUGCAGAAGAAAAUGGACUAGGCCUGCCUGUGGCAGCUGUGUUCUUUAAUGCUCAGAGGGAAACAGCUGCAAGGAGACGCUGAUCAGGAAAAGUACGCAGAAAAGAGAAGAAAGAAAAUAAAAAACGGUUGCAAUAAUGGAGCCCCUAGCUACGUCUGUCGUAUCAGUCGCACCAAUUGAUCUAUUAUUAUUAUUAUAUUGUGUACGUAGGUAUCAAUUAUCAAGUGUAUUUGGAUCUUAAUGAGAAGAAGUUGUUAAUUUAGCUAGAAUAAGUUUGGGAUAUCCAUGUUUGUUUUGUACCUUUGAUCCUAAAAUUAUAGUGUCCUAACAAUGGACUUCUUCCU